GAUUCUUGCAACAAUUACCAGUCCAUAACCGACAUUGUUGAACAAAUCCACUCGCUGAUCCUCUCCGGCUCAUAGCGUUUAACUCGCUCGGCCCACUUGAUCAAAAGUUUUGUCAAAAUUUUGAGGGCUCCUGAUUUUUAGCACUUCAGCCACUUCAGACGUGCCGAUGAUUAUGGCGGAGAAAAAUCCUUUUGCUGGACCAAUCCGGAGAACCGAAAUUCCAAUUUAUCGUGACGAAGUCGACAGGUUCCGUCAAGAGACAUUGAAGGUCCAAGAAGAAAAGGAUGAGCCUACGUUGAUCAGGCAGUUAUUAAGCGAAUCCCUUUCCACCUGCAGAGGUGAAGUCGUUAACCUUUACGAAAAACUUAGCCCUGACUUGACGCAGUUCAAGGACAAGAUUGACACUGGAGUCGCCCAUGCUAGUGGUACCCUUGAAUACCUGAGGCAGGAGGAAAAUGACAUCCCCAGAGUAGGCGCUGUGGCAAUGGCCGGAAUGGCUGGACUCAUUUUCGGACUGCGAGGAGGCUUUUUCAGAAAGAUUUUCUACAUGUCCACCGCCUCUACAGGAAUGGCAGCCUUAUGCUAUCCCAACCAAGCCAUUGAGAUUUCCAAGGACUUGGUGGUGAAUUCUAAAAAGUAUGCUCUUAUUGGAUACAAUUUUGUGAAAGGAGCAGAUUCUGUUGAAAAGACGGGUCCGUCUCCAGUAAAAAUUGUUGUAAAACCACCAGAGGCCCCUAAGCUAACAAUGAAAGCUUCUGUGAUCAAGGGAGAUCCAGGAAUGUCAAACCCUGAAGACAAAGACCUUUACACCACUCGAUCAUAGGUUCAGGUGGGAUGAUAUCACUCGUAAACGUUGUUGGAGCUAAAGGGAACUUCAUUACAGAAGAUUCUUUUGUUGUAGCUGUAAAUAGUAAUUCUUAUAAGUCGGUUCUAUUACAGGAUGAUUAAAACUAAUUUACUGAAAUCAAUUUAUUAAAAAUAGCAAAAAUCCUUCAUCA
This is a messenger RNA of Neocloeon triangulifer, 998 nucleotides long. It is a transcript of the gene Mic26-27, whose product is annotated as MICOS complex subunit MIC27. The record is from RefSeq and is a predicted model, not a curated record. The transcript has 7 exons. Gene Ontology annotation, cellular component: MICOS complex. NCBI's taxonomy places the organism in Eukaryota, Metazoa, Arthropoda, Insecta, Ephemeroptera, Baetidae. Bases 167 to 823 code for a protein of 218 amino acids. Gene Ontology annotation, biological process: cristae formation.